Styela clava is the source of this 1429-nucleotide messenger RNA. Lineage: Eukaryota; Metazoa; Chordata; Ascidiacea; Stolidobranchia; Styelidae. The record is from RefSeq and is a predicted model, not a curated record.
UGACUUUUGAACUGGAUCAAUAGCGCCACCAAUCCAUUACCUUGACAACGAGCCGGCGGGUUUGUUUUUCAACUGACAGUUUUGUUGUUACUUCUUCGCUCUGUAGGCGCUUCUUGUAGUUUUGAACGUAAUUAGGAAGAACAAAAAAAGAUAAUUAUGUUUCCUGGAUAUACACAAGAGUACAUCGAACCUUCGACUGCACAAGAUCAGCGGUACAGCUUUAUUGCAGAAUGGUACGAUCCGCAAGCUGCAUUGAUACGAAGAUAUCAAUUUCUUUUUUAUCCAAAAGAUAACAGUAUAGAAAUGUAUGACAUCAAAAACAGGCGAAAGUUUUUAAGUCGAACCAAAUCUGACACUGUUAAAUUGGAAGACAUGUACAUUGGAAGUAAAAUUCAUGUCUAUUCUCGUCAACUAACUUUCGUGGAUUUUGGAGACAAUUUCACCGAAAGCAAAGUGGGAACAAAGAAUGAAAGAACACUUGCAAUCAUAAAGCCAGAUGCUGUGAAUAAAGUUGGUGUGAUCUUGAACCUCUUGAAAGCAAAUGAUAUUCAACCAUGCAGAGCAAAGAUGGUAAAACUUGUCAGGAAGAAUGCAUUGGACCUUUAUGAAGAACACCGAUCUCAACCUCAUUUCAAUACCUUGCUGGAUUAUAUGACAAGUGGCCCAGUAAUUGCAAUGGAAUUGAUGGGAUCCAAUGUAGUUAACCAAUGGAGAAGAUUACUUGGACCUGUAGAUUCUGGGAAAGCUAAAGAGAGCGAACCUGGAAGCAUUAGGGCCAAGUUUGGAACUGAUGGAGUAACAAAUGCAGCACAUGGAUCAGAAAAUCAAAACACAGCACAGAAGGAGUUGGAUUUCUUCUUUCCACCAAAUCGAAAUCCAAAAUUUGAAGGCACAGCUCGACUCAGAGAUUGUACUUGCUGUGUCAUCAAACCUCAUGCUAUAAGAAGUGGAAUUGAGGGAGAUAUUAUUGAAGUGAUUCAGAACGCAGGAUUCCAAAUAACAGCAUUACAAAUGUUCAAUGUUGAAACUGCAAACGGUGAAGAAUUUUACGAAAUAUACAAAGGAGUUGUCAACGAAUAUCAAAGCAUGGUGACUGAAUUGUGCAGUGGACCUUGCAUUGCUUUGGAAAUCACAGGUCAAGGAGAAGAAACUGCAUCCAAGUUCAGAGAACUUUGUGGACCAGCUGAUCCGGAAAUAGCAAGACAUCUCCGGCCGAAAACAAUUCGUGCUAUGUUUGGAAAGGAUAAAAUCCAGAAUGCUGUCCACUGCACAGAUCUUCCGGAAGAUGGCAUUCUAGAAGUGGAAUAUUUUUUUCGUAUUCUAAAUAGCUAGCUUAAUCGCAGUUCAUUUAUGUUUAACAAUUGUAAUGUAUUGGCACAGAUGAUAUUUUUGUACAAAUUGAAAAUAAGAUUUAACAUUAUUCACAGUC